AUGGAGGCCGUCAACUCAAGGAAGGAAGCAAAGCCCAAGUCUGAGAAUCAGGAAGAAAGAAAGAUCACGUGCAUUUCCAUGGAGUCAGAAAAGGAGUCAAAAUUAGCUCCAGCUAGAAGGACAAUGACAGAGAAGAGGUCAGAGGCGCCCAAGGUGGAGGAUGCAUUGCCUUUGGUUGUUGCCCAGGUGAGAGAUAAGGGACGGGUAUACAUUGGAGCAGAGAGGAUUAAGGCUGAUGAGAAGAAAGAGGGCAGUUUGCAGGUAACAAUUUCCAAAGGAGUAGGAGAGAAGAUUCCCAAUUUGGAAGAAUUGGAAUUCGAGGCCAGGUCUUCAAAAGAUGGAGCAUGGUAUGAUGUUGACACAUUUCUUUGUCAUAGAUAUACUUGUUCUGGAGAAGCUGAAGUUCGUGUCAGAUUUGUUGGAUUUGGAGUUGAGGAAGAUGAGUGGGUGAAUGUUAAAAAUGCUGUACGAGAAAGAUCCAUUCCACUGGAGCACACUGAAUGUCAUAAGUUGAAGACUGGAGAUCUUGUUCUAUGCUUCCAGGAGAGAAGAGAUCAAGCAAUCUAUUAUGAUGCUCACGUCAAAGAAAUUCAAAGGAGAAUGCAUGAUAUAAGGGGAUGCAGGUGUCUUUUCCUAAUCCGUUAUGACCAUGACAAUAGUGAGGAGAGAGUUCGAUUGAGGAGACUAUGUCGCAGACCAACAUAUUAAAUUGUAUUCUGCCUGCAAGCAAACUCACAAAUAUUUCAUCGACUCUAAGCUGGGUGUUAUCAGCGCACUUCUUUUUCUCUUCUGUGGAGCUAAUGGAACUGUUUCUCCUUUGAAUUUGCUCUUUGCUGUCUCCUUUUCUCACCGUCUUCAUUAUGGUGCCGGAAAUUGUUACAUCGCAAAACUUUAGGCGCUAUCACUGGAGCAAACAUAAAAUUUAUAUAGAAUUUCUGGAACUUCAUACCUAUUUCAAUAAAUGUAACUUCUAGUUCA
Molecule: messenger RNA, 978 nt
Organism: Carica papaya (papaya)
Lineage: Eukaryota; Viridiplantae; Streptophyta; Magnoliopsida; Brassicales; Caricaceae
Source: RefSeq, a predicted model, not a curated record